UAUUGUAAACUAGAGAAUAACCUUCUGAAAAACCAGGUGCUUCUCACUGCUACCUGGUCAAAAUUUUUGGGUGCAACAGCAUCUCUCGUCAGAUUUGAAUCUGAAAAGACACCAACCCACAGACAAUAUGGUUGCAAUUCUCCGUGCCCCGUCCCUGGGACAGCCACUAUCACCAGGUUCGCCCGACAUGAUGGACAUCUCAAGUAGAUUCCUCAAUGUGGACCUCGGUCCAGCCUCGGAAACAUCAGUAGUGGUAUUGCAGCAGCAGCAGAAGGUGUCUGCAAAGGAGGCCGUAGCUAGGAAUGGCCUCCUCUGGACGCCUCGACGUGCUUUUUCCACAACUGAUUAUCCACCCUCGGUUAAUUCGUCCGUUGUCCUGCAGAGACAACACCGUCUACCCACCCCGCUUGCUACACCAAGAGAGUCUGCGGAGACAGACUCAUACUUCGAGUUCUACCCUCAUGUUGCGAUUGCAAAGCCGCAGCUCGCAGCUUCUCCGGUCGUACUCACUCCGCGAGGCACAAACCAUUUGCAGCCCGCACGUCCACCCAUGCUAGUACAGUCAAGGUCGUACUCAGUGACAGACGUCGAGCCAGUCCCAUUUACACACCAACCGGGUGUGGCCCUUACCAUAGAGGAUCUGCCCCCUGAGCUGCACUACGCCAUCUUCGACUUCUUGGACCCCAUCGACAGCACGUGCCUAGGGUUGACAAGCAAGCAUUUCUACUCGAUCCACAAGCGAAUGCACGGAAAAGUGUCGCUGUCAGCUAGGCGAGAGGGUCCUAACGACAUGGAGUGGGUGUGGCGGAACGCACUUAUAUCGGGUCCGUUCGUGGCUAGCAGCGGAGUAGGCAAGCAGAACUCGCUGGCGUUGCUGUCCCCACGGGGCCAGGUAUACUGCCGCAAGUGCCGCACAGCGCGCUGUGAGCUGCACAACCACAUCCGCGAAUGGGUCGGCGGCAACCAGGAAUACUGCGAGGUAUCGCAGAAGUUUGGCGCCGCCGCUCCCGAGAAGGCGAGGGCUUUCUGCUACCGGAGCUCUCCGAAACAUCCGCACCGUUGCGGUAGACACACGCGACAGCAGCGGCCCGUUCGGCUCGUGUAAGACACGGCCGGAGGAGACGGGGGCUGUCAAAAUAAAGUAACCUAGUCGACUAUAAAGGUUGACUAAAGAACCGAGAAUUAAACUCUAUUCUCGGGAGGCCGAGAAAUGCCUCACUAUCAACAAACCAAUAUAUUAUUGUCUC
Molecule: messenger RNA, 1247 nt
Organism: Daldinia loculata
Lineage: Eukaryota; Fungi; Ascomycota; Sordariomycetes; Xylariales; Hypoxylaceae
Exons: 1
Coding region: 128-1105 (325 amino acids)
Molecular function (GO): protein binding
Source: RefSeq, a predicted model, not a curated record